Molecule: messenger RNA, 306 nt
Organism: Dovyalis caffra
Lineage: Eukaryota; Viridiplantae; Streptophyta; Magnoliopsida; Malpighiales; Salicaceae
Source: the annotation of a GenBank genome assembly
GGAGAGGGACUAUUCGGAGUGGGAUACUUCUAUGGAUAGAAUGCUCUAUCAUAAGGCAAAAGUAUCUAUCAUAGUCCUAUGCAACGUCAUAAACUUUUACCCUUAUAUGAAAAUUCUAUAUAAUGUUGCUAUCAGAAUACUUAUAGUGUCCCUCCUAUACGAUAGACCUAUUGGGAGAUUAAUUCCUCAUCUCUUGCCUAUUAUCAAUGACCGAGAGGAGGGGAGAGAUAUUUACUGUAGGAACAUUCCUUACACUCAUAAUAGAGAUUAUGUGUAUAAAGCAUCACAUGAUGGGACUAUUAUGAG